Messenger RNA from Pocillopora verrucosa, 630 nucleotides. The record is from RefSeq and is a predicted model, not a curated record. NCBI's taxonomy places the organism in Eukaryota, Metazoa, Cnidaria, Anthozoa, Scleractinia, Pocilloporidae.
AUGCCGUAUGAACUAGUGGUUGCAUGCCUGUUCGUGCAUAUUAAUUUACCUGGCUGCAGCUGGUUGGACAAUAAUAAGCUGACAUCUGUACCAGAUUUGACAGGUCCUAAGACUUUAAGUUCCUUACACCUACAAGAGAAUGAGAUCACAGAUUUAUCAAGAAUUGCCACUUCUGGAAUUGGACACGUUUAUAACCUAUUGUUGUCUAACAAUAGGAUCGAUCACCUUCCACCGAACAUAUUUCACAAUACUCUCGUAAUAGGGAGCCUUGAUUUGUCAUUCAAUAAAUUGAAGUCAUUACCAGAUGGAAUAUUUAAUGGACUCGAUCAAUUAAAGAUUCUGGUGCUAACCUUCAACAACAUCACUCACAUUAACAGACGCACAUUCAGUGGACUUUCCAGCUUGACCACACUACUGCUGAUCAAAAACAAACUUACAUUUAUUGCCAAAGACGUUUUUGAUGAGACUCCCAGCCUGAAAUCAUUGUUUCUUCACAGUAAUGCAAUUACAAACAUUGAAAAGGAGACUUUUGACAGACUCGACCUGAGCCAGUUAACCAUCUUUGAUAAUCCUUUAAACUCAUUACCAGACGGAAUAUUCGACAGAAUGGCAAAUGAAACCCAAGUGUAA